Molecule: messenger RNA, 3282 nt
Organism: Myripristis murdjan (pinecone soldierfish)
Lineage: Eukaryota; Metazoa; Chordata; Actinopteri; Holocentriformes; Holocentridae
Gene: cxcl12b
Product: chemokine (C-X-C motif) ligand 12b (stromal cell-derived factor 1)
Exons: 4
Coding region: 73-381 (102 amino acids)
Biological process (GO): defense response; chemotaxis; immune response
Cellular component (GO): extracellular region
Molecular function (GO): chemokine activity
Source: RefSeq, a predicted model, not a curated record
GAGGGGAGCAGGCAGUCACUCUGUGCCCUGGAUUGUAGCAGACAGCAGCCCUCCUGCAGCCUGUUCACCACCAUGGAUGUCAAAGUGCUGGUGCUGAUGGUUCUGCUGGCCGUGGCCGCGCGUGCCCCGACCUCCACCGCGAAGCCCAUCAGCCUGGUCGAGAGGUGCUGGUGUCGCUCCACCCUCAACACCGUUCCUCAGCGCUCCAUCAAAGAGCUCAAGUUCCUCCACACACCCAACUGCCCCUUCCAAGUCAUUGCCAAGCUGAAAAGCAACAGGGAGGUGUGCAUCAACCCCGAGACCAAGUGGCUGCAGCAGUACUUAAAGAACGCUAUUAACAAGGUGAAGAAAUCCAGAAGACGCAAUAACAACAAGAACUAAAGAGGGGGUGGAGGUGAACGCCGACAAGCCUGGCAACCUGGCAACCUGCACACCUGUCUGCCACUCCCAUGGAUGUAUGUAACACGCUGUAUGUACCCGUCCACCUCUCUGGACCGCUUGCAAAACCAGCACUUCACCGCCAACCGUGCCGCCCCCCCCAGCCCCGGACAACGCUCCGGCCACGCAGUCACCUCCCAGCCUUCCAUGUUCGCACCAAGUGCCGUUACACCCUCUGUUGGGAUGUCGGGAUGAUGAUAAAUAUGUGUGUGAGCGCUGGGUGACCGGCGAGAGAGAGUAUGUGUGUGUAUGUGCACGUAUGCGUGUGCGCGUGUGUGUGUGAGUUUGAAUGCGCUGUGCAUCAACUAACGCUGAAUGUGUGUUUGUAUAUAGUGUUUUCUCACAUCAGGUGGCUGUAAAGAACUCUAUGCUAACUCUUUUUUCUCACACACAAGGCUUUGUGGGUAAUGCUGCGUUCAAGCCGUGUUGGAUUUACCGUAAAUACUAGCUGCCGAGCAGAAAAACACGCAGCCCCCUUGUUAUAAUUACAAGUAGAGCAUGUGUGAUUUUUUUUUUUUUUUUUUUUUUUUGCAGGGCAUCAAAUACUGCAGUGGAUCGAUCCAUGUUGAAAAUCCAGUUGCAAAAAACUUGUUGGAAAUGAUCGGUUAUAACCACAGUAACUGGCUUUUCUCCCAGCAGCCGUUUUGACAUGAAAUAGCAGGGUAAACACAGGUGUGACUAAUAACAUUAAUGUAGGUCUUGUUGUAUUUAGGUGGCCUAGUGUUCAUGCUGAUUCACUGGAAUGCCUCUGGUUCUCUUAAAUGAAACAGAACCUUCCUUAAUGUCAUUGGAAACCUGUGUUUACCUGCUGAUUCAUGUCAAAACGGCUGCAGUUAAAAUCAGCUCUACUUACAAAACGAAUGAACGCAGCAUUACUUCAGCAGUGGACUCUGACUGAGGGGGUCAUGGGAUAAGGAAAGAGGCUGGCCAAUGAGGUUAGCCCGCUCCAUGUGACCAAUCAGGGCAGGAUCUGCUAACACGACGUCUUGCAGUGUCUCACGAGCUUGCCAACACCGUCAGGAGGUGAAUGGAAGUUUGCGCAAACUACUAAGAAAUAAGCACUGAUCAUGUGGUGCUAUACACGGGGUCAGAGCCAUUGAGGCGAAUGGAAUUCAUUUUGUAUUUUAUGCAAGAUUUGGGAUGGGAUGGGGCCAGAUGCUGUGCCUGUGUCUCUCACCAGCUCUAUAUCUGCUUUUAGCCAGCUACAGAACAUUGUAAGAGAAGCAUCAGUCCGAGAGAGAGAGAUAGAUGUUGCUUUCUCUUGGGAAUGCGCGGGUGUUAGCACACACAGACUGUAAUGAAACGGGAUAAAACACCUAUCAAUGCAGCUUCUUUACUAAUGCAACAUAUCAUUUCAAGGCAUACAAGCAGGAAACGGAGACCAAAUAUUUAUUCAGUAAAACAUGCAAUAUGAAGAAACCUGUCAACCUCAAAAAAACAUUUGUUUUUUAUAAAAGGUAGAAGCAUAUCACAUUUCAUGACUUAGUUCAAGUUGUUACAUGGCUACAAUUUUGUACCUCUUAAUAAAAAAAAAAGGGAGUGGGUAAAUAUAUUUCAUGGCAAACAUAGGAAUUGAACUGCAGUAUUUUCAUACCAACACCUGUCCUUGGUAGGAAUGAGAAGCUAAUAAAUUGCCAUGGAAAAUUACCUGGCUGAUCAAUUUCAUAUUCAAAGGAAAUGUUCAUGUGGUAAAAGAAAGUUUUUGGUUAUCCUUCUUUCAUAUAUAUAAAUAUGAGCCACUUUAUUAUCAGAUGUGUCGUUUAAAUGUAAUGACUUUAUUUUUGUAUUAUUUUUGUAUUUUUAAUGCAAUUUAGGCAAUACUAAAUGAAGGCUUUUCCAUAGAGUACUGCACCAUGAAACAGUAUUACAACAUCAUUUGUAUGUUUCAAUGCAAUAUUCCACAUAUAUUAUUUGUAAUUUUUUGCUUAUGUAGUUACACAAUAUGCAGUAUCUCCAAAUCGGUAAGACAUUUUCAUUUUUUCAUUUCUGAAUGAUGUAGUAAAAAAAUAAUAAUAAUAAUAAUAAAAUCAUCAUAAGUGGUUUGGUAGAGCAAAUUAAAUGCUGUCAUUUUCCCUGACUGGUCCUUACCAGCUGAUCACAGAUGUAACACGGCUAAAUCUAACAAAAUAUGUAUUUAGGUACAAAAUCUUGAAAGUUAACUUGGCUGUUGUGUUAAAGUUAUUCCAGCAGCUAUCCUGGUCAACCCACUAGUUUUCCCAUUUGAACACUUGUAAUUAGAUUUUUUUAUUAUUAUUAUUUCCAGUGAGUGUGAUGUAUGAUGUGUCAAUAGAGCCACUGAGCCAAAAUGGAGAACAAUACCUUUGAAUUGCGAUCCAAGGGACCAACAUGUGCUUUCAAUCUGGCCACUCCCAGCACCCCGUGGGCUUUCUGUGCGAUUUGCAAUUUCACUUAACUGUUGCCAUGCCGCAGACUUUAAGGCCUUUUUUGUUUCUUGAGGGUGAACUUGUUAUGGAGAUUAUUUCGGCCUUUUCAUUUACACUUAACGCCAGCCACAUACACACUGCAUGCCAUGUGGCGGAAGCCUUUUUUACAAGUGUUAAUGUUCACAAUUUGCAGCUCGAAGGUGCAGUAAUCCUGGUAAUGUGAUAAACUUCCCAUUAUUGUAAUAAAAAUUACUGACCAUUUAUUCUUAAAAUGGACAUCUGUUUAAAUCUGUCAUCUAUCGCUUAUUAUGGAGAAAGCUGCCAUUUGCAGUUUUAAAUGUAGUGUGGUAACAGUCAAAAUUCAUAAUACAACUAUCAUCCUCCACUAUAUGCUUAUAGAUUAUUCUAUUACAUAUUUAAAAAAAAAAAAAAAAAAACAUUUAGUACAUCUAAAACAUGU